AUGGCUUUAUUUGGAGAGCAUAAAGGUAUUCCACAAAUGGCAGCUGGCAGACUGCAAAGAUGGGCUUUAUUUUUAAGUGGAUUUCAAUAUAAAUUUGAACAUAUUAAAGGUACUAAGAAUGGUGGAGCAGAUGGUCUAUCUAGAUUGCCAAGACCUUAUAAAAUUAAAGAAGCGGAAGUAGAAGACUAUUUUCAUUUUGUUACGGCCGAGCGCACACCUAUAGAUGCAGCACAAAUUAAAGGAGAAUUAAGAAAAGAUAAAAUAUUAAGUAAAAUAUACUUAUAUGUAAGAGAUGGAUGGCCUGAUUCAAUUAGCGAAGAAAUGAAAGAUUAUACGAGUAAGGCUAAUGAAAUCAGUAUUGAAAACGGUAUUCUUAUGUGGGGAUACAGAGUAAUCGUUCUGUUUAAAUUUCAAAAGGCGUUGUUAGAAGAGAUUCACGGAGCGCAUUUAGGAAUGGCCAAAAUGAAUGCAGUAGCGCGACAAUAUUUUUGGUGGCCUAAGAUAGAUAAGGAUAUAGAGAGUUAUGUUAAAGAUUGUGAGGCUUGUAGAGCAAUAGCCAUUAAUCCUAACAAGUCACCGUUAAUUAAAUUUCAAGAAGCGGAAUUCUCAUUCGAUAGAAUUCAUAUUAAUUUUGCGGGACCUUUUAAAGGCAAAACGUAUUUAAUUCUUAUUGACGCGUUUACAAAAUGGCCAGAAGUGUUCGAAAUGUCUAAUACUAACUCUGAGUCUCCUUAUCAUCCAUCUACGAAUGGAUUGGCGGAAAAUGCAGUAGGAUGUUUUAAGCGAGGUUUAUUGCGAGCGUUAGCAGAUAAGCGAAAUGCGUUGUUGAGUACUACUACGUUAAUUAAUAAAUAUUUAGCUACAUAUAGAAAUGCGCCUCAUUCAAGUGUAGGAGAAAGUCCAGCAAAAUUAAUGUUUGGACGUGAGGUUUGGUUGGGCCCCGGUAUCCAGAAUGAAGGCUACAGGUCCUCGGAAGGACGCAGAUCGGAGCUCGACAACGGGUACGUCAUCGCUAUCGGCUCGGAAGACGUGGACGGACCCGGGAUGCAUUCUAUUGGUAAGGCGGGGCGAGCUUUCCCUCGGUGCGCCCCGUCGACCGAAGCCGCCGGGUGGUUUCCCGGUUUUUGUGAAGGGGCGCUAGUAUUGUAG
Messenger RNA from Wasmannia auropunctata (little fire ant), 1149 nucleotides. RefSeq lists its product as uncharacterized. The record is from RefSeq and is a predicted model, not a curated record. Gene Ontology annotation, molecular function: nucleic acid binding. The coding region runs from base 1 to 1149 and encodes 382 amino acids. Lineage: Eukaryota; Metazoa; Arthropoda; Insecta; Hymenoptera; Formicidae. The transcript is spliced from 3 exons.